AUCGAUUUCCGAAAACAAAACCAACACUGGGGUUGGAGGCUGGAACGCAAUUCCAACAGUCGAGGAAUAACCCUGACCUCGCAGCAGAGACGAGGAAUUAGGGUUGCGAGCUUUACUGAGUUCAAAUCAAUGGCGGAUUCCAACUCCAAACAUCAGGAUUCUCUGCAGUCGAUAUGUUAUAAGCGCGGCUCACUCCAACUGCUCGAUCAGAGAAAGCUUCCUCUGGAAACUGUCUACUUGGAAAUUAAAGGCGCAGAUGAUGGAUGGCAUGCAAUAAGAGAUAUGGUGGUUCGUGGGGCACCCGCAAUUGCAAUAGCAGCAGCCCUCUCCCUGGCUGUGGAAGUAUCCAACUUAGAGGAUUUUAUUGGGACAUCUGAUGAUGCAGCAUCUUUCCUUAACAGCAAAUUGGACUAUCUUGUUACUAGCCGACCUACUGCUGUGAAUCUUUCAGAUGCUGCAACAAAACUUAAAGGAGUAAUAUCAAAUGCUGCUGCCACUGCUUUUGAAGCCAUGAGUGUUUUUCAGGCUUUUCUAGAGGCUGCUGAAGACAUGCUUAGGGAGGAUGUUGCUGCAAACAGAGCAAUUGGGUUGUAUGGAGCAAGUUUUCUUCAAAGCCAUAUAAAAGACUCUAAGAAUCUGUCUAUUUUGACACAUUGCAACACUGGAAGUCUUGCAACAGCUGGAUAUGGUACUGCUCUCGGUGUAAUCCGUUCCGUUCAUGCUGAAGGAAUUUUACUGAGGGCCUAUUGCACAGAGACACGUCCAUUCAACCAAGGAUCCAGGCUUACAGCUUUCGAGUUGGUGCAUGAUAAUAUACCUGCUACUCUUAUAGCAGACUCUGCUGCAGCUGCAUUAAUGCAGGCUGGACGCGUGGAUGCUGUCAUUGUUGGAGCAGAUCGUGUAGCUGCAAAUGGUGAUACUGCUAACAAGAUUGGGACCUAUUCUCUGGCCUUAAGUGCAAAGCAUCACCAUAUUCCAUUCUUUGUGGCUGCACCCUUGACUUCCAUUGAUUUAACCCUUUCUUCGGGACAAGAAAUUGUUAUAGAGGAAAGAUCCCCAAAGGAAUUGUUGAACUCGCGUGGAGGACUCGGGGAACAGGUUGCUGCAUCUGGAAUUUGUGUUUGGAACCCUGCUUUCGAUGUUACCCCAGCUAAUCUGAUAGCUGGUAUCAUAACAGAGAAGGGUGUAAUUACUAAGACAGGUGAUGUUUUCGACAUCAAGGAUUUCAUACACAAUGCAACCAGUCACUGCUGUAAAUAAGAGAGGCAUCUUUUGCUGGACCAAGUUCUAUCCCAGUAGUAAGCAAAGGUUGUUUACAUCUAACUUGGUGCUUAAAUUGGUUGACUUGCCCACGAAUUCAAUAGAUUUGAGGGUAUGUGCCAUCUUCCAUGUGUAAGCAUGCCUAAUUUUUGGAGUUCUUGUCAGUUUCAGAAGGAUUAAGAAUAUUCUAAGAAAGCUUGUAUUCUUCUUCUGCCAGUGUGAUGUUUAAUGACUGAAUGCUCUAAUAUUUAAUGGUUCUUCACUUUUAGACUUUGA
Vitis riparia (riverbank grape) is the source of this 1536-nucleotide messenger RNA. Its product is annotated as methylthioribose-1-phosphate isomerase. Bases 130 to 1260 code for a protein of 376 amino acids. Lineage: Eukaryota; Viridiplantae; Streptophyta; Magnoliopsida; Vitales; Vitaceae. The record is from RefSeq and is a predicted model, not a curated record. The transcript is spliced from 10 exons. Gene Ontology annotation, molecular function: S-methyl-5-thioribose-1-phosphate isomerase activity.